Galleria mellonella (greater wax moth) is the source of this 1999-nucleotide messenger RNA. Its product is annotated as 3-ketoacyl-CoA thiolase, mitochondrial-like. The record is from RefSeq and is a predicted model, not a curated record. Gene Ontology annotation, biological process: fatty acid beta-oxidation. Gene Ontology annotation, molecular function: acetyl-CoA C-acetyltransferase activity. NCBI's taxonomy places the organism in Eukaryota, Metazoa, Arthropoda, Insecta, Lepidoptera, Pyralidae. Bases 131 to 1327 code for a protein of 398 amino acids. The transcript is spliced from 8 exons.
UACGGACGACACGUAGAACGAAAUGUCACUCCCCGCGUAGUUGCUAAUGGAAUCACUUGUUCCAACAAUUGAUAAAUACAAAAAUAUUGUAUUUGUACAAGACAUUUUAAGAUAAUACAGUUUGAGAAGUAUGGCAUUGCCGAGUAAAGGUAUAUUUAUAAUUGGCGCGAAAAGGACGCCAUUUUGUGGUUAUGGCGGAGCACUGAGAGAUGUUACGGCUUCACAAAUGUUCGCUGCUGCUGCGAAGGACGCCAUUCGUACUUCCAAUAUUGAUCCCACGUCAAUAGACAAUACUAUUGUGGGGAAUGUUCACUUUUUAAGCCAAUGCGAUGGCGGUAAGACUCCAAGAUACUGCGGCAUAUACUCAGGAGUUCCCAUUGAAAGACCAGCGCUGGGCGUGAACAAAGCUUGCGGCUCUGGCUUGCAAACUGUUGUAAAUGCUGCAGUGGAUAUUAUAACAGGGUUGGCAAAGACAUCUUUGAUUGGCGGUACUGAACACAUGUCAUCGUUACCACACUUGGUCAGAAAUGUUCGAUUCGGCUCUGUCCUCGGCAUCUCAUACAAAUUUGAGGAUUAUAUCAAAAACCAGUUCCUGGAUAGUUACAGUGGGCUUACACUUGAGAAGUUAGCAGAAGAUUUAGCGAAGAAGUAUCAGAUUACGAGAGAAGAGAUUGACGAUUUUGCGUUGCAAAGUCAUUUAAAGUGGAAGGCAGCUCAAGAAGCAAACAUCUUCGAUAAAGAGCUGACAAAUAUGACGGUAACAAUGAAGAAAAAAGAAAUAACGGUGGAUAAAGAUGGAGUACCGCAGCCAAAUAUUAAUACAGAACAGCUGAGUCAAUUACCAGCUAUUCUGGAUGAUGGAUCGUUGAUCACAACUGGAAACUCUUCACCUCCAGCAGACGGUGCUGCUGCCUUGAUCAUAACUGGAGAAGAAUCUGUCGAGCGAAACAAGUUGCUACCUUUAGCUAGAGUUGCAGCGUGGUCUUGUGUAGGAACUGAUCCUUUAGAAACAGGCCUCGGAGCUGUGCCAGCUGUGAAGAGGUUACUAGAAGUCUCAGGUGUCGGUGUUAAUGAUGUGGAUAUAUUUGAGAUAAACGAAACGUUCUCAUCGCAAGCUCUGAUCAGUGCCAAACAGCUAAACAUAGAUCCCAAUAAGGUGAAUGUGAAUGGAGGUGCUGUGGCUCUUGGUAACCCAGUAGCAGCCACUGGUGCCAGGAUGGCCGUUCAUAUUGUUCAUGAAAUGAGCCGUCGUAAAUUGAAAAGAGCAGUUGCCGCGUCCAGCUGUGGCGGUGGGCAAGGCGUAGCUGUGAUGUUCGAAGCUGUAUGAUCAAAUUUAUAAAAGACAACGGUGUCAUUUCUGAGGUGCUAUUUCUCUAAACCUACCGCUUAAUCUAAUGUUUUAAUUUCAUAGUUUCGCGACAUUAUUAUUCCUUGGUUAAUUAUAAAUUAAUUUAACAGUAAUUUUGACUUAAAUGUAUUUUUUUUUAAUGGAUGAUAAUGGAAUGGUAACCCCGCCUGCGCCAACGGUAUACGCUGGCGGGGCACCAGUGAUAGAUGAUAGGUGAAGAUGAAAAGGCAGGUCAGUUAGCCCAUCGUGAUGAAUAUACUUGGAAUUCAGCACGAUGGUUUCCAGGGGGGACCACGGGGAGGUCGACCUGUUAGGGUAUAUUAUUAGCAAUGGAAUUGAUAAUCCGCAUUACUAACAAUCCCUUCUCCCCCACUACAUACAUAUACAUUUAGUAUUAGAAAUUUAAUUUAUUAUACUCAUUAGAACAAAAAUUUUGCUGUGAUAUCAAAUUGACAUUUUAAGUUUAAAGAAAAAACGUCUCAGAAUCAGUUGCAGUGUUAAUAAACAUACGAUAAAUGCAUAAUACGAAAACAAAAAAUAUAUAAAAAUUUCUCAGACGAGAGAUAAACAUUCUAAUAAAUAGAAAUCUGAUUAUUUUUAAUUUAUUUACUAUAAUUGAAUAAAAUCCUUAAUAUAAUAGAAUAAUUUAUA